GAUGUAACCACAGACUAAUAAUCUGUGAUGUAACCAUAGAAUAUGUCAUGAAGUAAAUUAUGUGGGCAUGUGGCCAAACAAACACUAUCGCUAUUGCGUAGGUUGAAAAAGGCUAUUGUUUGCUAAGCUAAUUUUCCUCCUUACCGUCAUCUUGCAAUCUAUAAGUAUAAUUUUAUACUCUUCUUUUCAUAACUAUAUCGGUGUUCAGUGAAGCAGGAUUUAUUUUCUCUGGUGUAAAAUAAUUUUUUGGCAGGUGCAUUCAAGUUCCUUGUGGUCAGUAAAAUAAGGAAUUAUUAUUUUAUAAGUCGUUUUAUUUCUUCCUUCAGAAAUGACCGAAGAACGUCUUCAUAUUGAUUGGGGCAAUGAUAAACUUUAUAGAACUCAAAAACAGGUGGAAAGGAACCCUUAUGAUCUAGAAGCUUGGUCCAUUCUAUUGAGAGAAUGUCAAAUCAAGCAUGUAUCGGAAGUACGUGCCCUUUAUGAGCAUUUAAUCUCAAUAUUUCCUAGUGCUUCGAGAUACUGGAGAAUAUAUAUAGAACAUGAAAUGAAAUUCAGAAAUUUUGAGAGAGUCGAAAAGCUUUUCCAAAGAUGCUUAAUGAAGAUACUGAAUAUCGAACUAUGGAAAUUGUAUCUGGCCUACGUCAAGGAAACGAAAGCUUCACUUCCAACUUAUAAAGAGAAGAUGGCUCAGGCGUAUGAUUUUGCUUUGGACAAGAUAGGAAUGGAUAUACAUGCUUAUUCUAUCUGGAAUGAUUAUGUUAACUUCCUCAAAGGAGUUGAAGCUAUUGGUUCUUAUGCGGAAAAUCAAAAGAUAUCUGCAGUUAGAAAAGUAUACCAAAGGGGAAUCAUCAAUCCCAUGACAGGAAUGGAAACAUUUUGGAAGGAUUAUAUUGCAUUUGAGCAGGCUAUCAAUCCAAUUAUUGCUGAAAAAAUGAGUAUUGAGAGAAGUAGGGACUACAUGAAUGCAAGACGGGUUGCCAAAGAGCUGGAGGUUCAAAUCAGGGGAAUCAAUCGAAAUGCUCCCAGUGUACCUCCAAGUGGUACACCUGAAGAGAAGAAACAGGUUGAACUGUGGCAGAAGUACAUUGCAUGGGAAAAGAAUAAUCCUUUGAGGACUGAAGAUACUGCAUUAUUAACAAAACGCGUUGUAUUUGCUUUAGAACAAUGCCUUUUGUGUUUAGGCCAUCACCCAGAUAUAUGGUAUCAAACAGCCCAAUUCUUAGAAUAUAGUUGUAAAAUACUAGCAGAAAAAGGGGACGUGAAUGCCUCAAAACUCUUCAGCGAAGAGGCAGCAAAUAUUUUCGAGAGAGCUACCAGCACAUUACUAAGUAAAAAUCAACUUUUGUACUUUGCAUAUGCCGAUUACGAAGAGGGACGCUUGAAAUACGACAAAGUACAUCAGAUAUACUCUAAAUACUUAGAAAUACUCGACAUAGAUCCUACUCUGGCUUAUAUACAGUAUAUGAAAUUUGCCAGGAGGGCUGAAGGCAUUAAAUCUGCUAGAGCUGUAUUCAAGAAAGCUAGAGAAGAUUCCAGAUCUCAUUAUCACAUCUUUGUUUGUGCUGCUCUCAUGGAAUAUUACUGCAGUAAAGAUAAAAACAUAGCGUUUAGGAUUUUCGAGCUAGGUUUAAAGAAAUUCGGAGAUGUUCCAGAGUAUAUAACAUGUUACAUUGACUAUUUGUCUCAUUUGAACGAAGAUCAUAAUACCAGGGUGCUAUUCGAAAGGGUAUUGUCUUCAGGGUCGUUGGAAAACGAAAAAUCAGUAGAUAUUUGGAACCGGUUUUUGGAAUUUGAGUGUAAUAUUGGUGACCUACAAAGUAUUGUAAAAGUAGAAAAGAGGAGGUCUGAAGUUUUAUCAAAAAUUAAGGAAUUCGAGGGAAAAGAAACAGCUCAAUUGGUUGACAGAUAUCGCUUCCUUGACCUCUAUCCAUGUUCAGCACAAGAACUCAAGAGCAUUGGGUACACAGAAGUUAUCAACAUAACAAGUGCUGGGAGAAAUCAUAUCCUUCAUUCUAUUAUCUCUGGAGAUUCAGAAUCCCCCUUACCCAUGCCAGAUUAUGCACAGAUGAUUCCUUAUAAACCCAAGGCUAACCCUAUUCCUGGUGAACACCCAGUACCAGGUGGAUCCUUUCCAUUUCCUCCAGCGGCCGCACAUUUGUGCACAUUACUGCCACCUCCUAAUUGUUUCAAAGGUCCAUUUGUUGUUAUUGAUCAACUUACAGAUGUUUUCAAUAGAAUUCGUCUUCCGGAUUCAGCACCACAACCAUCAGAACAUGGAGACAUCCGUCUUUUUGAUCUUGCGAAAUCAGUGCAUUGGAUAAUGGAAGAAGGCGGAGGAAUAGGAAUAAAGAGGAGGAGAAAGAUUGGUUUGAUGGAAGGUUCGGACGACGAAGACGGCCCUUUGCCGCCGAUGAAUGACAUAUACAGACAGAGACAACAAAAGAGAGUGAAAGCAUAGAAAACUAUGCAAUCAUAUUAUAUUUUUCUGAUUCAUUAAUUUUUAUUAUUGAUUGAUCUUUAACUUUAGUCAAAAUUUGUUAUUGCAUAUGAAUUUAUCAUUUUUUAUGUACUUGAGGAUGUAAUCAAUUUGUCUUCAAAUUUGA
Molecule: messenger RNA, 2603 nt
Organism: Harmonia axyridis
Lineage: Eukaryota; Metazoa; Arthropoda; Insecta; Coleoptera; Coccinellidae
Gene: su(f)
Product: protein suppressor of forked
Exons: 13
Coding region: 329-2458 (709 amino acids)
Biological process (GO): mRNA 3'-end processing
Cellular component (GO): nucleus
Molecular function (GO): mRNA binding; protein binding
Source: RefSeq, a predicted model, not a curated record